AUGACAUACAAACAGUCUUUGCUAUCCGUCUUGAACCAUCCCUUCUUGGCCACUCCACUUUGCCAGUGCGCUGCAGGCAGCACCAUUGUGCGGCAGUGUGCAGGAUGUAGACCGUUGACAAAGACUUUUCUUCUAGAUUUGCAGACAAGCGCGAAGGCCAAGAUUCGAUUUCUGGUUUUCGCUAUCAAAGUGGCGGAGGCUCUUGCUUACCUUCAUCACUCCCCUAUAGGACCAGUCCUGCACAAUGACUUGAUCGAUCGGAAUGUGCUAGUGAACUUUGACACCGGCGCGUUGAUGCUGAUUGAUUUCGACAUGGCCAUCGUGCUCCCAAAUAUGGGCGCCAGAGUCCGUGAGGAAAAAGGCACGUCCAGCCCGAAUCUAGACCGCUACCUGGAUGGGCCAGUGUUAGGAGCAGCUAACCUUUGUGUCCCAUCACGAGCAGUCUUGAAGAUGGAUGAUUUCUAUGCAACAUACAACUGGAGAACGACACACGAGGAUCUGGAGUGCUAUGGUAUUGCCGUGGAAAGGGAUCUUUUUUCACUGGGUCAGUUGUUUCUCACGCUGCUCGGAACGCAACCGCUCCCAGUUCGAUGGCGUAGCAGCAACAUUUCGUUCCAGCUGUUUGAGGACAGCUACAUCAAGCCAAGGCGGCGUGCACGCUGGAGCUUCCCUGCAUUGAGCGCCAUGACGGGUUUCAAGCGGAUCCUCCACAAUCAGUUUUCUUCAGGCGGCCACAGCUUGGCUGGGCUUCUGCUGGGUCUUCUUGGCCCCUUGCCAAGGCCAUCAGCCUCGGAACUAGCCAAGUCGCUGCGCCAAUUGCUCCAAAGCCUCUUCCCGCACAGUCUGAGCCUGUUGGAUUUCAAACAGAAAUACCGCAGGAGGCUUACCGCAGAGAAUUUGCAGCGUGCCGCAUCCACAACUUACUUGAGGUAUGUUGACUCCUGCGCCCCGGCUUUGAUGCGGGUGCCGCGGCAGAUCAGCCAGACACUACAGUUCCUACCUGUCCUGGUCGAAGUCCCGGGCGAUAAGCAAGCUGCCAGUGGACCACCAACAGGAGAACGGUAUGUGAAGCUUGUUCUGCGACUUCCACGAGGCACUGCAGAGUGCGACGUCAUUGUUUACAGGGGCCGUGGGUCGUGUUCCUUUGACCUCAGAGGUCGCCAAAACAGAUUCAGGGGUUUGGCGAGCCUCUCUGUGCUGAGUCCCACCGUGUGUUUCGCUACGGUUCAUAUCAAUCUGACCGAACGCGCAGAAAUUUACCAGGGUGCAAUCUCGGAGGAAUUUUCGCUCUGGGGGCCUGGAGUGGUACGAGUCACAUCUGAUGUACAUGUGUUGAGUGGGGCAACGCUUCACAUUGUGCCUGGGACAGUGGUCCAACUCGCAGAAGCGGUGUCAAUUUUUGUUGAGGGGGCAUUGAGGAGCGUUGGCCGUGCGGAGGAUCCGGUUCUGUUUUCAGCAGAUAAGGGUGCCGCAAGCUGGGGGUCGAUCCGCUGCACCGGUGGCACAGUGCUGCUACAACACACCGUUGUAUCUCAGGGUGGCGUCACCGGUAAUUUAGAGUAUCUGCAUGGCCACUCGAACUCGGAACCGGUCCUCUACGCGGAGCGUGGAAUUCUCUCGGUGGCUUCAUCGGCAAUUAUCGACUGCCUUGGCAAAGCUGCCGGGUCACGUGAGUCCCUGGUCUUUAUGUCGGAUUCCCUGAUUUCACGAGUGGAUACUGGCGGGGAGCACUUCGACAGUUUGGUGACCUUCAGGUUCAUGCAUGUGCUGGAGUUGCCAGGUGCUUCGAGAGAGCUUGGCGAGGAUGACAACGACGGCCUAUAUCUCAACGUCCGUCCUGAGAAUAUCGAGGAGGGGCCCUGGUGGGCCUCGUUGCCGGAUAGAAGCUUUGGAGCCUUGCAUGGCUCCCUUGGUGCCAACUCUUGGCCCGUUAGCUUGAUUGAGUCUUCCGUGUUUAUCAGAGGAAAUGACGAUGCCAUUGAUUUUUGCGGAGGUUUCGUGGAGAUCCGAGAUGUAGAGAUCCGGCGCUGGCAUCAUGAGGGCCUGGCUCUGUCCUCGCCGCUAUGGCUGGCUAGGUCUCGGAUAAGCCACCCGAAGCUGCUGCACAGCCAAGUGCUGGUUGUGAAUGCAUACAUCGAGGGUUGUGAACAAGGUCUGGAGGUCGGCUUUGGAGAUGUCGCGGUCGAGAUCCGAAACUCCACCUUCACAUUGAACAGUGUUGGCCUGCGCCGUGGGGAUUCCUAUUCGGUGCCCAAGCGCGUCUACCGAGGAACUUGGAAGGCGAGUGGCCUUCGCUUGCUACACAAUUUUGAGUACAAUCUGCUUGACUGGGUCAACGGCCAGGGCGCCGGCGCACUGUUCUUGGAGCAGGAAGUGUUGAACUCAGAGAUGGGCAAGCCCUGCCUGCCUUGCCCAAGCCGGUUGGCGUCGACCUCGCCUUCCUCCAAAACUUCAUCUGUGCUGCCGAGUCUGCCGAGUGCCAAGUUCUGGGCGCAAGCCACGGGCCUGAAGAUCGCCAGCCUUGAUUCCUGGCGAGUUGCAUUGCAAGCUCCCGCUUCGGCGACGAGUGCGAAGCCCUUCCUGCACGCACGAUGGGAGGGCCAAGCCAAGCGACUUGAGCCAUGGCAUGGUUUGGCUUGUGGCCUGGCCAUGACACUGCAGCUCGACUCCGACGCUGGAAACAAGGUCUAUUGGAAGGCGAUGCAUUCCCAGAACCGAGACUUCAAUGAUGAGAGCUUCUGGCCAGAGAUUCUCGUCUUUGCCUUGGACGUUGCGCUUGGGGUGUGGACGUCCCUGCCUGCUGUAGGCCGCACCAUGAGUGUUGAUGAAGUGAUGCAGCGCUUUCGCGAUGUAUGUGAACAGUGCUCGCUACACUCCAUGAAGUUGGGAUGUGUCUCAAGGCUCUCGCGGAUCUUUCCGCAGAUAGAGGUAGAUGGAGCUGCUGUGGCGUGGAGCGAUCGGGUGAGGCCACUCUUGCGCAGCCAUGCUGACGAGGGAUGGUUUCUCUUGACGGAGGGCCCCGUUCGUUUCCUGAACUUCUAUGACUACGCCGUGUUCAGCUAUCUCUGUCGUUGUGGCAAGAGCACGCACAGCCACUUCUAUGCAGAUCUUGAUCAGGGUCAAGGAUGGCUGGUCAUGAUGGACAACGAUCGAUGCUUCCAACUUGAGGGAGAAUCAGCACUGGAUACAGUUUCUGAGGACUUCGAGAAGAUGCGGCUCGAUCAAUUCCGCCAAAUCAUUGAGACAUGUGACUGGGUGGGUGGCUUGUCGAAGCACUUGCUCCAGCAGUUGUCUGAUGUAUCCCACCCAAUGAGCGUGCGAAUGUUGGACGCAUUGAGGGGUGACCUUGUGAUUGGCAGCCCGGGGCGUGUGGCGAUCCCAUUGCUGCCCGUAUUGGAGGAGCUCGACCGACGUGCACUGUACCUUGCAAAGCGCAUCUCCCAGUGCCAGCUCAACCCGCAACCUCUACCACGUUGGAGUCCUUUUGGCUUCGCGCGGCAGGGAUUGGCAGCAUGCUGGGCCCCCACAUGGGUUUUGAAUUGGGACACAUGCUGCGAUGCACGGCAUGGACCUCUUGGCAACAGGAGCUGUUGGAAGCCGCCACGGUCUUUUGAGAGAUGUUGCAUGCGGGCAAGACUUACACAGGCAGACUGA
Messenger RNA from Symbiodinium necroappetens, 3654 nucleotides. Lineage: Eukaryota; Dinophyceae; Suessiales; Symbiodiniaceae. The record is from the annotation of a GenBank genome assembly.